This is a messenger RNA of Penicillium chermesinum, 360 nucleotides long. RefSeq names its product transcription elongation factor 1 family protein. The record is from RefSeq and is a predicted model, not a curated record. The transcript is spliced from 4 exons. Gene Ontology annotation, cellular component: transcription elongation factor complex. Bases 1 to 360 code for a protein of 119 amino acids. Gene Ontology annotation, molecular function: RNA polymerase II complex binding. Lineage: Eukaryota; Fungi; Ascomycota; Eurotiomycetes; Eurotiales; Aspergillaceae. Gene Ontology annotation, biological process: transcription elongation by RNA polymerase II.
AUGGGAAAACGCAAGAAGUCGAGCCGUCAGCCGCAAGGCCCGCGGAAGCGGGAACCUCUUGCCACAUCAUUUGCGUGUCUGUUUUGCAACCACGAGAACUCCGUCAUUGUCAAAUUGGAUAAGAAACUGGGUCUUGGUGACUUGUCUUGCAAAGUCUGCGGCCAAAAGUUCCAAACAGGCAUCAACUACCUUUCUGCCGCUGUCGAUGUCUACUCAGACUGGGUAGAUGCCUGUGAUGCCGUCGCCAAGGAUACAGCGCACCAAUACGAUGGCCCUGUGGGCUCUCAACCUCCUUCGAACAAGCCGGGCCUCAACGCAGCCGCCACGAAUGAAGAUGGAUAUGAAGACGAGGAUUUUUAA